This is a messenger RNA of Solanum tuberosum (potato), 1756 nucleotides long. RefSeq names its product pectinesterase-like. Gene Ontology annotation, biological process: cell wall modification. Gene Ontology annotation, molecular function: enzyme inhibitor activity; pectinesterase activity. The transcript has a single exon. Bases 20 to 1672 code for a protein of 550 amino acids. The record is from RefSeq and is a predicted model, not a curated record. NCBI's taxonomy places the organism in Eukaryota, Viridiplantae, Streptophyta, Magnoliopsida, Solanales, Solanaceae.
AACAAGAAAAACCAAAAAAAUGGCAAAGAAGGUGGUAAUUGGUGGAAUAGCUUCUGUUCUUGUGGUGGCUUGUGUGGUGGCAGCCUGUCUCACCCUGACUAAACAUGACUCUGAUACUUCAUCAAAUGAAGUUGCAACUUCAACAAAGUCAGUUGAAUCUAUGUGCCAACCCACACCAUACAAACAAACUUGUGAAAAGACCCUCUCCGCCGCCAAGAAUGUGUCCGAUCCAAAGGACUACAUCAAGGUUGCAUUCGAAGCCACUGUGACAGAUAUCAAGAAUGCCAUCAUGAACAUUGAGCCAAUCAAGAAAGCUGCCAGUGAUCCUUACACAAAAGACGCUCUCCAUGCUUGUGAAGAGUUGUUUGAUCUAGCCGUUGAGGAUCUAAGGGGCUCUGUCGCUAAGAUUGAGAACUUCGAUUUCUCUAAGAUCAAGGACGUGGUGGAUGACCUCAAGACAUGGCUUAGCGCUGUGGUUGCUUAUGAAGAAACUUGUUUAGAUGGUUUUACCAAAUCAGAAUACAGUGCAACCCGUGACGAAAUGGUGAAGCUAAUGAACACCACCCGGGAGCUGAGUAUCAAUGCUCUUUCCAUGGUCAACAGCUUCGGUGAAAUGAUCACACAAACCACAGGCCUUACCCGCAAAUUGUUAUCAAACAGUGACUCGUUUGUCGAAGCCAGUAACCGUAAGCUCCUUCAAAUUUCUGCCGCUAAACCUAAUGCUGUGGUUUCUGCCAGUGGAGGCGGACAAUACAAGACCAUUCAGGAAGCAGUUAACGCUGUCCCCAAGAAUAAUCCAACUCCUUUCAUUAUCCUGAUCAAGGCCGGUACAUACAAGGAACACAUUGAAAUCGAAAAGAGCAAGCCAAAUGUUGUGUUUAUUGGUGAAGGCGCAACCAAGACCAUAAUCACUGGUGACAGGGGAGUAAAGAAUGGUGGCGGUUAUGCAACAUGGCAUACAUGCGCCCUUGGUGUUGCUGGUGAAGGUUUUGUUAUCAGGGACAUCGGUCUUGAAAACACAGCAGGACCCGAAAAAGAACAAGCUGUUGCAUUGAGGAUUAAUGCUGAUAAAGCCAUUGUCUACAACUGCAAAAUCGAUGGUUUCCAAGACACCCUAUACGCUCACUCAUUCAGACAAUUCUACCGUGACUGUAUCAUUACAGGCACUAUUGAUUUCAUGUUUGGUGAUGCAAGUGCUGUUUUCCAAAACUGCCAAAUAAUUGUGAGGAAACCAGGUAAUACACAAGCUUGCAUGGUCACGGCUCAAGGAAGGACAGUACCAACUAGUGUUGGUGGAUUCGUUAUCCAGAAUUGUGACAUCAAGCCUGAGCCAGGAUUCCCUAGCACCACUAAAGCCUAUCUUGGACGUCCAUGGAAGGAGUUCUCCAAGACCAUCAUAAUGCAAUCAAACAUCGAUGCAUUCAUCGAUCCAUCAGGAUGGGCACCAUGGAACACAACUGAUUUUGGAAUACACACAUGUUUCUAUGCAGAGUAUCAGAACAGAGGACCAGGUGCCGCACUUGACAAAAGAGUCUCAACAUGGAGAGGUUACCAAAGGGGAAUUUCAGGAGACGCUAUUAACCAAUUCACUGCCGGCAAAUUCAUUAACACCGAAUCACCCUGGCUACCCAAGGGUGAUAUUCCCUAUGAUGCUGGCAUGAUGAAGGUGUAAUUACAUAUACCAUUCAUUGUGUAACUUCCUAAAAUUAUCCAAACUUUUAUUUCCUUUUCCUAUUCGUGUCUCCGUCCUACAAGG